This is a messenger RNA of Drosophila guanche, 1623 nucleotides long. RefSeq names its product dual specificity protein phosphatase 3. Lineage: Eukaryota; Metazoa; Arthropoda; Insecta; Diptera; Drosophilidae. The record is from RefSeq and is a predicted model, not a curated record. Gene Ontology annotation, molecular function: protein tyrosine/serine/threonine phosphatase activity; MAP kinase phosphatase activity. Gene Ontology annotation, cellular component: cytoplasm. Bases 420 to 1127 code for a protein of 235 amino acids. The transcript has 7 exons. Gene Ontology annotation, biological process: protein dephosphorylation; negative regulation of MAPK cascade.
CCGUCGCCAGAGAACGCCAGCAAACUAAUAAAGAAUAAAGGCAGAAGUAAAGGCCCGAAAAAUCAACAAAAAGUCCGAAAUCAAAUCGCAAUAAAUAUAUUUAUAAAUAAAAUAAAUUUACAAACAAAAUUCAUUUUUGCAACAAACAAAAAGCAACCAGCGCGAGACACCAAAUCCCUGCCGCACACACGCGACAGCCGCCAGCCGCCAGCCUGCCCCCUGAAACGAAACGAAGCGAGUGGUAAGGAGAGGAGUGGAGAGCAACGGUGACAGGUACAAGGAACAGGAGAGGCGCAAGGCACAAGGCAAGAGGAGGGCUGGGCGCACACUAGAGGAGCGGUAGCAGGAUAGCAGGACACAUAAACCAAGCACACGCCCACACACACCCACCCACCCACCCACCCACACACUCAACAAAGAUGUCAUGGAGAUAUGCGCUUUCAACGGACAGAUACAGCAGCAGUAUCGGCGAUAGAUAUAGUCCGCACUAUUAUCAGUCGCCCAGCCGCUUGGAGAGCUCCGAACAGACCACAGGACGACAGCUGCAGCGUGUCCUGCACUACUCGAUGGCACCCACACGGGCAUUGCCCGGCCUGAGGCGGGCCGAAUGCGCCAUCCAUGAUGUUGACUGCGACGAGGUAUAUCCGGGCAUCUACAUUGGCGAUGCUGCGGCGGCCAAGAACAAGACGUAUCUGAGAAUGAUGGGCAUCACGCAUGUCCUGAAUGCCGCCGAGGGCUGUCGCUAUGGCCAGGUGGACACCGGACACAGCUACUACCGGGACAUGCCCAGCAUUAGACGGAACCAUAAGGACUGUGUUUUUAGGUACAUGGGCUUCCCGAUGAUCGACGCCCCCACGACAGACAUCUCGCGGUACUUCUAUGUGGCUUCCAAAUUCAUUGACAGCGCCAUCAGCAGCGGCGGCAAAAUCCUGGUACACUGCCUGGUGGGGAUGUCCCGUUCGGCCACCUGUGUGCUGGCCUAUCUGAUGAUUUGCCGCAAAAUGUCGGCGGUGGAUGCGAUACGCACGGUGCGUAUGCGUCGCGAUAUUCGGCCCAAUGAUGGAUUCCUGCAGCAAUUGGCCGACCUGGACAUGGAGCUGAAGCGCAAGAACCUUUAUCCCUAUUAGGGAUGGGGCUACAACAAUGCGAGUAUUGUGUGUGAGACAAGGAAAAGCAAUUGCAACCAAAGAGAACGAACAACAAACUGCUGAAUGCUGUACGCUGGAGGGGGGCUGGGGAAUAAAGUAUUGAUAAUGAACACGUUGUGGAGCUGGAACUCUUCCAAAUCCAGCAAACUAACCAAACAAAAAAAGAAAUAAAAUAAUAACCCUAAAAGAAGAAGCAAAGUAAUAUUGAAAAAUGUUGAAAGAAUUGUUGUUAUAAACAGAAAACAAAUAUUAUAAUGGCCCAAAAAGCAAAUGACUUAUAAAUGAUAACUUGGUCUUCUGGAUGCAUGAGCCCGAAAAUAUAUAAAAGGAAACACCUGUAAUCAUGGCAUAUAUACACACAUACAUACAUUCAUAUAUAUGAUAUAUGGGAAGCAAGUUAUCUAUUCAUUCACAGACAGACACUUAGAGACCUAGAUUGUUAGACAGACACGAUCGAAAAAGAAAAACAUUAACA